Molecule: messenger RNA, 706 nt
Organism: Guillardia theta CCMP2712
Lineage: Eukaryota; Cryptophyceae; Pyrenomonadales; Geminigeraceae
Exons: 12
Source: RefSeq, a predicted model, not a curated record
GAGACCCGAUUUAGAGGGAGAUGUCGGGCGAGCUUGUGGCAGCCAAGCAAAGGACGGAGAACCGGGAAGUCAAGAGGCGUCGCGUCAUAGCAGCCUCUUCCAUGGUGUUGUCGCUGCUUGGCAUUGUUGCCAUUCGACACUCCAGUGAUGUGGAUCCAUCGCAACACACGUCGCAAGUGGAGUCCAAUGCCAUGUUCCGCAACGACGUCGAGUAUCAAGACUAUCCCGCAUGGACCAAGAGUGUCAACGAUGUGAACGCUCAGAAUCACAUCAACCAUGGGAAAUGGACCAGUAUAGAAGGCCCCCCUUUUCUGCAGAGAAUCACUCUGUACUCAGGGAAUGGUGUUGACAUUACACACGGAGGAAACAUCGUUAGGAAAGUUGUCGGUAUCCCAAAAAACUUUGGCAAGUGGGAAGGCAACAGGUUCCUUGCCAACUUUGAAUCACAGCAGAUGCGUUUCUUUCAAAGCAACAAGAACUCGGCACUCGUUAUCCCUCCCCUCUCGCAAGGCAACUUGCCCAUUCUGAGCGACUAUGCCAAGGGUAUGCUCAAGCAUUAUGUUGCAUUGGGUCAUAACACCCUUAUCGUCUGUGGCGGGGCCUGCUUCGGUCGAGUUCAUCAAUCAGAAUCUUUACACCUCAAGAUGAAGGAACCUUGCUGUUCCAGCCUGCAUGGACUCGAGGACCCUACGAGAAGCAAGAGGUG